Molecule: messenger RNA, 1118 nt
Organism: Magnolia sinica
Lineage: Eukaryota; Viridiplantae; Streptophyta; Magnoliopsida; Magnoliales; Magnoliaceae
Exons: 1
Coding region: 260-853 (197 amino acids)
Source: RefSeq, a predicted model, not a curated record
UGCACAUCCAAGCUUUGGGUUUCACGCAGAAGACAAGAGAAAACAAAGAUGGAUGUCAGCUUAUCUCCAUAUGCAAAUAUUUAAAAGAGGAAAUGCCAAGUUAAUGGUCUUGGUUUCAUCGAUCUUUGCAUGGAAAAUGACAAAGCUCCAAGUUGUUGAAAUGUAAUGAAGUCACAUUCUUAACCCUCUCCCUUCCCAAAGCAUCUGAUCAGAAAGGAAAACAGACACCAGUAAAAGCUUCUUCUUUGGGGUUCUGGAGAUGUUGAAGAGAUAUAUUAAAAUGAUGGGCAUUGUUCAGUAUUGCCACGGAGAAUCUAGUUGGAAGGAGGAAUUUGAUGAGGCUUCAAUGCCUAGAGACACAAUGAGCUCAUGGAAGAAGGGUUCGAGCGUGAGGAUCAUCCAUGCAGGAGGUAUCGUGGAGCUGUAUCAGGGUGUGAUUCGUGCAGCCUAUGUGAUGGAGAAGUACCCAAGAAUGUGUGUUGCCCGGCCGGAAGUCUUCAUACGGCCACAUGAGUCGAUUAUUGGGCCAGAGGAGGAGCUGAUGCCAGGUCAGAAAUUCUAUCUAAUCCCUUGUUCCACUGUAAAGAAGCUGAGAAAGAAGCAUCCGGAGAAGUUACAACAAGUAGGAGGAGAGAAGGAAAUGUUUGAUGGAGAAGACACUAGUGAUGAGUCUAUUUGUUCCGCAAAGGAUUUCUUUGUUUCCAGAGAAAGGUGGUCAAGAUGUUUUCUGAGAAGAAUGGGAGGGAAUGAACAGGAGAAGAAGGUUUUCACACCACCUAUCAAGAAGGCAAGAAUAUGGCAGGGAUUGGCAUGGCAACCCAGCCUGGAUUCUGUAGAGGAGCUGUCUCCGUGACUCAAGUGUCAGGCAAGGGGCUUUUUGUUGCCUCCAGUCUAUAAGUUUUUGUGUUUACAGAGUUUCAACUUUGUAGUAACUGCAUAUGCUUUCUGCUUUCUUCUUCUUCUUCUUCUUCUUCUUCUUCUUCUUUCUUUCUUCUUUUUUUUUUCUUCAGCAUAUUGGCCAUGAAGGAACAUCUGCCGCUCUUUAGUUUAUGAUGAUUGAUUAGUCAUGUUAAAAUCAUGAUAAUAUGAUAUGAUGCUUGUGGAGCCAAAAUACACAA